CCUUGGGCCCCCAAAUUGCUAAAUCUGCCACUGCUGGUAAUGAUCCCUCAUUACAGGUUCACGCAGGUUCACCUACAGAAACCUUGUUACGACUUUUACUUCCUGUAGAUCGUCAAGUAUGAUUGUCUUCUUGGUGCUCUGCCAGGACAGUGACAGACCAUCAGAUGUGUCAGCAGAGCCUUAUGUUCUGUGUUUUGAGCAGCAGAAGAAGAACGGGCUCGCUUGUACCCGGAAGCAGGAACAGGACUUGUCAAACCCUCCAACCUGUCGAGCCGGAUUUGUCAACGCGGAUUGUGUCGUGUUGGUUUCGAGGCAGAGACAUUGCGACAGACUGGACUGUCCGAGUUUUCUCUGGUGUCUGGACACGAUGAAGACGCUUUCCCUGCUCAUCGCGGUGUCUCUGUGUUUGUGCUCGGUCUCAGCAAUAAAUGAUGGGGCUGCUCUUACAGACACGAUGAAACAAAACCCACCUGAUCAUCAACAAAGCAACAUCAAAUCGACAGCAGCUGAGGAGAAUGCAAAGUUAACUGGUGUCACUGAUGAGGAACAUGAACAUCAGGCACACGGCACUGACAUUUCAACCAAGAUGGAGAAACGUGAAGAGACGUCUGCAGACAACACUCAGUCCAAGACAAAACUGCCUGACACAAAAACACAAAGUCAGGAGGAUGAAAACCAAAAAACGGACAAAAAGAAACCCAGUGAUCCAACGUCUAAAGGCAAAGAGAAAACCAAUGAAGGAGAGACAGGAGUGCAAGAUGACAGCCCCACAAAAAAGUCUAUCCUGAAUGCCAAAAAAACAUCAGAUAAUAAUGGGGGGGGAAAAGGAGACAAAGAAAUAAAACUAGAGGAAAAUACAACUGAUAAAAAAACAGAGAAAGGAGCAACUGAUGAAAAACCAGAAGAAGUAGAAACUGAUAAAAAACCAGGAAAAGUAGAAACUGAUAAAAAAACAGAUAAAGUAGAAACAGAUAAAAAACCAGGAGAAGUAGACACUGAUAAAAAACCAGAUGAAGUAGACACUGAUAAAAAACCAGAUGAAGUAGACACAGAUAAAAAACCAGGAGAAGUAGAAACUGAUAAAAAACCAGGAGAAGUAGACACUGAUAAAAAACCAGAUGAAGUAGACACUGAUAAAAAACCAGGAGAAGUUCACACUGAUAAAAAACCAGGAGAAGUAGAAACUGAUAAAAAACCAGAUGAAGUAGAAAAAACAGGAGAGACCAGGAAGGAAGGUCUAGACAAAGAAAAAGAUGGAAAUAAUGGAGAAAAAGAAGACAGACGUCAGUUCAACUUGCCUGGAAUGGGGGACGGGACAGAGAGCAGUCAUUUCUUUGCCUACCUUGUCUCUACAGCUGCACUGGUGGCAGUGCUUUACAUCGCUUACCACAACAAGCGCAAGAUAAUUGCCUUUCUUCUGGAGGGAAAUAGAUCCAGAUCCUCACGUCGACAUAAUUCAACAGAAUACCACAAGCUGGAACAGGAGCUGUGACCUGAUGUCAUUCUUAUGAGGCUUUUACCUGGAGCAGCUGUUUGCACUAUGGGUUUUUUGAGUAGUGGGUGAGCGGACGUUGGAUUAGAUAUUUUCUCGGGUGUACUCCGUGUUGAUUUCACCUUGUGUUAAUUGCUCUAUUUUGUACCUUUUUUUUAGAUGCUUAAUGCAUGACUAUGCAGAUUACAUUGUUGCCUUAUUGAGGGACGAAGUGAAAUGCAGUGAAGGUUUGGAAAAAAAAAAAAAAAAAAAAGCAUGUUGUUUUUGCACGAGCGUCGCUAUUCUACUUUUGAGGCAAUCAUAUAAUUUGACCCGACUCAGGUUAUUUCAGUAGCAGAUAAAAAAUGAGCUGUUUGGAUUCCAGCCUUCUUUGUAUAGUACAUUAGUGAUUGCACUGUGUACAUAAAUAAGCCAUUUGAAUCUUUGUAAAGUAUCAGGUGUGUAAAAUGUCUGUGCAGAUGUUUUAGAUGUCUCUUAGAUAAAAUGUAGAGGUUCAGUUCAGAUGUAUAAAAGUAACACAAUGGGAUUUCUGUACACAACCCUAUGGUGUUGGCCCGAUGAAUGUAAAAGCAACCUUUAUUUUCAGAUGCUUGCACAGUUUUUGUCCACUUCAGCUUCUUAAAGGCUGAUUUGCAAACAUUCCAACAGAUGAAAAAAAAGAUCUUUGCUUCAAGUAAUAGUUUCUUUUAAAAAAAAUGCUCAUUUGCUUUUUUUGCUGAAGGUGGGAUGAAAAGAUCAACACCUCUCUCAUAGCUUCCUGGUAAAUAUAGCUCUAAUACAGCUGCCUCUUAGCUUAGCAUAAAGAUGGAAUUUCUGUGAGAGAAAGGAACACAAUCUGCCUUCCAGGUCACUUGGUAUAUUUGUUUUGUUUACUCCAAACAAGAACUUAUGUGUUUAAGGUGUUGCACUUUUACAAAAGGCCUUGUGUCAAGAUCAAUUAAGAAGUAGGGGGAUUUAUGCUAAGCUAAGCUAGCCCUCUGCUAGUUGGAGCUUCAUCUUUAGUGAGCAGGCAUGAGUGGUAUCAAUCUGCUCGUCUCGAUCUUCAGAGGAAAAUGAUCAAGCAAAUUUCCCAAAAUUUUGAGCCAGUCGAUUUAAAUACAGGGAAGGAAUUUAAGUUAUAACUGCUGUCAGGGCGAUGGGUUUUAAUCAAAAAGGCGACUUGGAAGGAGAAACUAGCCAACAGUUGUAUUGCUGUGCACUUUGGAAAAAAGAUGCGUCUCUGGGGAUAUACAGGUUGACCACUAAUACAUUAUAUUUAAACUUUCCUCUUGAGUAGAUUUGUGUUGAUGUUUAAAGCUGACUUGUGCCAAAUUACGUUUUAUGUGAAUCGGUGUGUGACUCUUGUAAUGUGCCUGUUUCAUAAAUUAAUACUGUGGUUUUUACUGGGUUGGUGGUCCUAGCCUAUGGAAGGCCUGCUGUGUUGAAAGUAUACAUUCCCUGUUUUGUCUUGGCAGAAUCAAAGUAUGUCCCAGAAAUAUAUUUUAUUGUAAAAUCUGCAAAGUUUGAAUAUGAGUCAUUCUUCCAUACAGUUUGGCCAAAACUUUAAAUGUUUAAUGACCUUACACAGCUAAAUAUCUUAAACAUAAGGUUUAUUUCAUUUUGUUAGAAAAAAAUCCUGCUGUCCUUUGAAAUUUUUAAUUUCUGAGCCAACUAAGAAGACUAUAGAUUCCAAAAUAAAUCCUAUUUGUACUUUCGGGUCACAGAUGAGUUGGAUUCCUGAACUGCCUUCACUGUCACAGCUGCUUCACUAAUUCAAGUUCUGACCAUGUGUUUUAAGAUAUUUAUUUGAAUAUAAGAACCAAUACAAUGGUGUAUAAAAGUAUCCAGUACAAGCAAAAA
This is a messenger RNA of Paralichthys olivaceus (Japanese flounder), 3331 nucleotides long. It is a transcript of the gene tgoln2, whose product is annotated as trans-golgi network protein 2. The record is from RefSeq and is a predicted model, not a curated record. NCBI's taxonomy places the organism in Eukaryota, Metazoa, Chordata, Actinopteri, Pleuronectiformes, Paralichthyidae.